This is a messenger RNA of Epinephelus moara (kelp grouper), 1678 nucleotides long. RefSeq names its product citrate synthase lysine methyltransferase (gene cskmt). The record is from RefSeq and is a predicted model, not a curated record. The transcript has 2 exons. Lineage: Eukaryota; Metazoa; Chordata; Actinopteri; Perciformes; Serranidae. The coding region runs from base 76 to 834 and encodes 252 amino acids.
GGUACUAAGAAAUACGGGCAGAGUGAGAGCUCUUCUGUGGACAAGAGUGAAGACAGGCAAAGUCGCUGAGGGAAAAUGUCUCCGUUUAUCAAGUCGUUGACAUUGUCAGGCAGGAGAUGUGUUGCAGCUUGUGUACGGCAUCACUCCUCUCUUACAACUGAGCUGAUUGAAAACAUGGAUAAGAAGGCAACCUGGGACCGCUUCUACACUGAGAACAGCAGCAGGACUAACACCUUCAAAAACUUUGAGUGGUUCUUUGGCUUCGAUGCUGUUCGGGACUUUAUUAUGCCCCUCUUACAGACCAAGGUCCACCCAGAUGCUCCACUCCAAGUCCUGGAUAUGGGCUGUGGCACUUCAGCUUUGGGGCCCUGUAUUUACAGACACUCUCCUCUCCCGGUCCGGGUCACUUGUGCUGACAUUUCCCCCGUGGCUGUGCGACUCAUGCAAGAACACAUCCAAGCCGAAGCCAUUCAACCUCUCAAUGUUUCUUCUCAGCUUGAGUUUGUAGAGCUGGACUGCACGCAGCUUCACAAGCACUGUGGUUGUAGCAGUGUGGACGUUAUAGUUGAUAAAGGCACCACAGACGCCUUGUUGAGGUCUAAGGAAGGGAGAAAGAAGGCCAGUCUGGUGUUGAAACAGUGUUUGAAGGUGUUGCAGAGCUCUGGAUCUCUGCUCCAGUUCUCGGAUGAGGAUCCUGAUGCAAGGCUGCCGUGGCUGGAGACUGAGGCACAGGAGCCUGGGCUGUUGGCAGCAGAUGUUGGGGUGCAGGAGGUUGGGGAGCUGAGGGGAAUGUUGUACUACUGCUACCAAGUGACUCCUCGCCCGGUUGUAUAGCAGUAAUCUUCUACCUCUGCAUGGUCAGAAUAUUAGAUGAUUAAAUUAUUUAACAUGAUUGUUCAAAAACUGGAUGUGUGUUUUAUUUUUACUCAAUCAUGCCUCAUUCUUGUCAUGAUUUUUCUUUUAUCCAACCUAUAUAGAACCUAUGGUGCUAUACAAUUAUACAUUUAAAGGGGCAGUUCACUCUUUUUUUCCCUCUUACCUGUAGUGCUAUUUAUCUCUCUAGAUUGGUUUGGAGUGAGUUGCAGAGUGUCUGUUAUAGAGAUAUCGGCCGUAGAGAUGACUGCCAUGUCAGUAUAAUGGAACUAGAUGGCACUCAGCUUGUGGUGCUCAAAGCACUAAAAAUGCUUUUGAGAAACUGAACAGUAAUGUCUCUUUCCAUAAAUCAUGGCCCAGUUAGCCAAGAUAAUCCACAGACUUUGUAGAUAACAUUUUCACGUAGGAACUUUUUGUCUGUCUACCGAACUACACCUGUUAACUGUAUCACAGCAUAGCACAUAGAGAAAGGAAGGUAUAGAAAACGCAAACAAACAGAGUAAAGGGGCAGGGGACACUGUUAGCCUCCAGGCAUGGUAAAGUUGAUCUUAUCAGUGAUGAUGGAAAAUAUAACAGUGUUUAAACAUUAUGAUUAAAUAGUUCGGAUGUUAUUGGAGAUCAGCCGUGCCCAUUAAUAUACUUUUCCCAUUAAUUAUGAUGAAACAGAUGUUUUCAAUGGGACUUUUCGGGGAUAAUUAAUGGAUAAUGGACGGACCUUUAGCUGGCGUGUAUUGUGCUGUGAUGGAUUCUGUGCAGCCCUGCUUGCCAAGCAAGAUAAUAAACACAAAAGAGGGAGGGGAAAAUA